AUGCGCCGCGCAGCGCCAUCUAGCGUCGCGGCGCUGCCGCUAGCGCCAGUGCAGACAUGUGCCAGUAAUGGAUUACUCUGCCGUCGUAUACUGACGGGCCCAGGAUCCCGUGUAUGCUCAGGCGCCGGUAGAGGACGCGCCACUAUGCGCGCCCCCACGGUGCUCCUAGCCCUGCUAGGGUUUCUGCCCCAGGUGCUGUCAUCUGGUUCUUUCGAGCUUAGGAUACAAAGUUUUACGAACUCAUUGGGUAGGUUAAGUAGUGGGCAGUGCUGUGAUGGUUCCUCAAAUAGUGACGCGCCGUGUUUGGCGCCGUGCAGGACUAAAUUUCGCGUGUGCCUAAAGAUUUAUCAAGCUAAUAUCGACACGACAUCACCGUGCACGUUCGGUGACAUCACAACGCCCGUGCUGGGCGGAAACUCUUUGGAUGUACCGAACCUCAACGUGCAAGGAUUCAGCAAUCCCAUCGUGUUCCCCUUCGACUUUACGUGGCCGGGCACCUUCUCCCUCAUAGUCGAAGCGUGGCACGAUGCGAACGAGACGUCGAGAUCCGAUGAUACGCUCAUUGCGAGGAUGACGAAGCAGAGUGUGGCUGACGUCGGGGGCCCUUGGAUAGAAGAAGAUCAGAGGUGGGGAGGUUCUGGGGGUGCUCACUUGAGACUCUCGUACAGGGUGACGUGUGCCGCCCACUACUACGGGCCAGGAUGUGAGGUUCUCUGUCGGCCGAGGGAUGAUGGUUUCGGCCAUUACACAUGCUCGCCGACUGGAGAGAUCGUCUGCAGGCCAGGCUGGACGGGAGACUAUUGCUCGAAACCGAAAUGUCUGCCCGGCUGCGACGCAGAGCACGGCCACUGCCUCAAGCCCGACGAAUGCCUUUGUCAUUCGGGCUGGGUGGGCGAGUUCUGUGACCAAUGCGAAAGGCAUCCGGGCUGCGUGCACGGCACUUGCUCCAAGCCGUGGGACUGCAACUGCGAAGAGGGCUGGGGUGGCCUUUUCUGCAACCAAGAUCUCAACUAUUGCACCAAUCAUCGGCCCUGCAAGAAUGGAGGGACGUGCCAUAACACCGGGCAAGGCAGCUACACCUGCGUCUGCCCUCCUGAGUACACGGGGCCGAAUUGCGAGAAAUCUCUGCACUCGUGCGCCGUGAAACCCUGUGCCAACGGAGGUGCGUGCGUCUCGGAAGGCGGUGAAUUAUCCUGCGCUUGCCCGUCUGGUUACGAAGGAGCGCUCUGUGAAAUCAGAAGACAGACUUGCGCCGACCAACCUUGCCGAAACGGCGGAACCUGCGAAUUGAGACCCUCCGGUUACGUGUGUCUAUGUCCACCAGGCUUCGCAGGGCUCGACUGCGGAGUCGAAGCUGAUCCUUGCGCAGCCAGCCCCUGUCGGAACGGAGCAACCUGCAAUCGCGCCGGCGACGGUUUCCGGUGCUCUUGCAAACCUGGCUUCAGAGGCAAUAGAUGCGAAAUCGACAUAGACGAUUGCGCCGGCGUCGUCUGUGAACAUGGAGGCACUUGUGUGGAUUUAGUCAACGGGCAGAGGUGUCAAUGCGCUCCUGGAUUCCUGGGAUCUAGGUGUGAAACUCGCGUGGACUUAUGCCUUGCCAAACCUUGUGCCAACGGAGGUGAAUGCCACGUUCUCGACAACGAUUACGAAUGCCGAUGCAGACCUGGGUUUGCAGGAAAAGACUGCAGCAUAGACAUCGACGAGUGUGCGUCGGCUCCCUGCAGGAACGGCGGGACUUGCCGGGAUAGAGUGGACGGCUACCAUUGCAACUGUCCGCCCGGGUGGGGUGGGAAAUCUUGUACGGUGUCACUAGCGGACUUUGCGGCUGCCAAACCAGCCGGGGGUCAUUUGAGAAGAGUGGGAGACGAGACAUUAGAGGGAGAAACCUUAUCAGGGAGUCACGUGGCGCUGAUAGCUGCACUAUCCGCCGCAGUGCCCGCUGCCGCGCUAGCUGCUGCAAUAGCGGUAGCGUGUAUCAGAAGGCGAAGAAAACGCGCGCAGAACGCGGCGGACGCCGAAGCGAGAGCGCAGAACACAGCGAACGCCGGCAACGGUGGCCGCGUGAUAAGAAACACUUGGGGCAAGUGUGAAGGGCCAGUACCUGAAUGCCAGAACGCGCACAACGCGGCGGCAGAAGAGUGUAAGAGAAAAACGCUCAACACGGAGAGCGCAGCGCGACUGAUCGCAGCGCUCGACCCCAGACUGUCGCGGCUCUCGGCAGACUCGGCGUACUGCGCCAAUAGCGAUACAUCGCUAGUGAAACGCGCGCUAGAAGGCGGGGGGGUGUACGUGCUGGACGACCACUGCCUGCCGCCGACGUUCGCAACGCAAGUGUAG
Leptosia nina is the source of this 2337-nucleotide messenger RNA. NCBI's taxonomy places the organism in Eukaryota, Metazoa, Arthropoda, Insecta, Lepidoptera, Pieridae. The record is from the annotation of a GenBank genome assembly.